AUGCCCUUUUCUACGGGCGAGGAGAAUCUGCUCCAGCUGAAUCAGGCCGACUUUGACUUUAACGUGCAGUUCGAGCAGCUAUUCUUCUCCAUCAUCCCAUCCGUCUUGUUCAUUGUGACCUCGCUAUGGCGGACCAUAUCUCAAGCGCGGAAACCCACCGUGGUGAACGCGCCUGUAUUCCAAUUGAUUAAACUAGGCGCCAUCACAACAUACGUUGGUCUCGAGCUGGCACUCCUCAUCCUGGUGGCAGUGGGCUCGUUCCGCGCAACCACCAUGUUUGUGGCUGCGUCGGCCCUCAAACUCGUGUCGGCUCUGGCCAUGAUCACGCUGAGCGUCGUGGACCACAGCCGCAGUCCACGGCCGUCGGUCCUGCUGAGCAGCUACUUGUUCCUGACGCUGCUCCUCGACGGCGCGCAGGCCCGGACGUUGUUUUUGCUGUCCGCCUCGGACAAACCAGAGCUCACCUACAGCAGCAUCUUUGCGGCAGCCAUGGCCCUCAAGGCUGCUAUCCUGUUGCUCGAAGCCCAGCGCAAGUCCAGAUGGGUGAGCUGGCCGGAUAAUGAAGGCGAAAAGGAGCACAGCCCCGAAGAAACGAGCGGCAUCUUUUCCUUGGGCGUCUUCUUUUGGCUGAACCGACUGUUUGCGGAAGGCUAUAGCAAAGUGCUCGGCCUGGCCGAUCUAUACCCGCUGGACCGCUCCCUCAACGGCAGGCUGCUCCAUGACGAAUUUUCCCGGACCAUGGACUAUGCGAAACUCCAGGGCGACCAGUACGGCCUCGUCAAGGUGCUCGUGCCGACCCUCAGAGUCCCGCUGCUCUUGCCCGUGGCGCCGCGUCUGGCUCUGCUGGGCUUUACCUUUUGUCAGCCGCUCUUUCUCGAGAAACUGCUGGACCACCUCGCCGCGCCACAGAUUGAGGACAAUGUCGGGUACGGCUUUAUUGGCGCCGCUGUUCUCAUCUACACGGGUAUUGCCGUCUCGUAUGCCUUGACGUCGUAUUUUCACCACCGCGCCCGCACCAUGCUGCGGUCCAUCCUGGUCACUGAGAUCUUUGACAAGGCGACCAAGGCCCGCAUGGGCGGCGGCGGCGGCACGAGCAAUGAUGAUAGUGCCGCGCUCACCCUCAUGAGCACCGACAUGGAGCGCAUCCGAGUGGGACUGGCCAGACUGCAUGAUAUCUGGGCCUCCAUCAUCCAAGCCGGCCUGGCCGGGUGGCUAUUGUACAACCGCAUCGGCCUGGCCUUUCUGGUGCCUAUUGGCCUAGUGACGGCGUGUUUUGGCGGCCUGGGCGUCCUCGUCAAGUUCACGGGAGACUCGCAGAGAUCGUGGAUGGAGCGAGUACAAAGGCGUGUGGGCCUGACGGCAACGGUGAUUGCCAGCAUGAAGAACCUGAAGAUAUCGGGUCUCUCCGGCGUAGUGGGAGGACUCGUCCAGGAACUCCGCGUCGUGGAACUGGCGGCGGGCACUCGGUUCCUGCAAAUCGUCAUCGUGGCGGCGCUCCUGGGGUUCACGCCGCUGCUGGUCGGCCCGCCGCUCACGUUUGCCGCCGCCGGUGGGCGCGCCCUGGACGUCUCUCGCAUGUUUACUAGUCUCUCAUACCUCUUGCUGCUCACCAGGCCCCUGGCGGAUGUAUUCCAGGCCAUACCGCAGUUCCUGUCUGCCCUGGCAUGCCUCGGCCGCAUCCAAGCCUUUCUCGAGUGUGAGACCCGGCACGACUUUCGUCGUGUCUUGGCAGACUUGAGAUUAAACUCGGAGAAGCCAUCAAAUGAGAGCGGUGCCUCGUCCGAGGGUGUGGCGUCGGUACACCCAAUCACUAUAGAAAAUGGCAGCUUUGGAUGGGAGCCCGACAAGUUUUCAUUGCGAGAUAUCAACACCCGCAUCCCCAAGUCCUCCCUCACCAUGGCCAUUGGCCCAGUCGGCUCGGGCAAGUCGACCCUGUGCAAAGCCUUGCUUGGCGAGAUUCCCUAUAGCCAAGGCAGCGUGGUGCUGAGUAACAGAUUUCCUCACGUGGGCUUUUGUGACCAGACGGCAUUUCUUUCCAACGGUUCAAUCCGGGACAAUAUCGUGGGCUUUACCCCGUUUGAGCCGAGCCGGUACCACGAAGUCAUUGAAGCCACGGCCCUAGCAUUUGAUAUUGCCACGCUGCCGAAGGGUGACGGGACCAACAUUGGCUCCGACGGCAUCACCUUGUCCGGGGGCCAGAAGCAGCGCGUCUCGCUGGCGCGCGCUCUGUACCUGCACUCGGACCUGCUGGUGCUCGACGACAUCUUUAGCGGUCUCGACGCCGACACCGAGGACCAAGUCUUUCGCCGCGUCUUUGGGCCCGAGGGGUUGCUGAGGCGGCGCGGCACGACCGUGGUAUUGUGCACCCACAGCGUCCGACACUUGCCGGCGGCCGACUACAUUAUUGCCCUGGGACAGGGCACCAUUGCCGAGCAGGGGACACUUGACGAGCUCAUGGCUGGACCGGAGGAGGGCUAUGUCCAGCGUCUGGGGCUGAGGAGCCCGUCCGACAGCGACGUUACCUCCGACGCGUCGACGCCAAAGGAUAGUGGUGGUGCGCAGGAGCCCGCGUCACUGGUGCUCGCUGCCACGACGAGCCAUGCCUCCUUGGCGGCUCCCAAUGUGGACGAGUCUCGUAAAGUCGGGGACAAGACGGUCUAUAAGCAUUAUAUUAAGAGUAUGGGCUGGUUUUUGGCAGCUUGGAGUUUAUUCUUUGCAGCGCUGUGGGGAUUCUUUACCAAUUUUUCCACCGUUUGGCUAACCUACUGGACCGACGAUGCCAAUUCUGCCCACCCGAAACACGGCUAUGCCUACUACGCCGGGAUAUACGCCUUGCUUCAAAUCAGCGGCAUGAUAUCGCUGUUACUUCUUGGUGUGGCCUUGUUCAUUGUUUCGGUGAAAAGGGCAGGCGCCAAUCUUCACCAAGAUGCUCUCAAGACAUUGAUGCGAGCACCUCUGCGAUUCUUCACCAAGACGGAUACUGGCGUCGUGACCAACUUGUUUUCGCAAGAUCUGAACCUUAUUGAUACCGAGCUGCCAGAUGCCGUCUUGAAUACCCUGUUUUGUGUCUCUCAAGCCAUUGGCCAGGCAGCCGUCAUGCUGACUUCCUCUCCAUACUUGGCUAUCAGUUAUCCGUUCCUCGGUGCUCUGUUGUAUAUUGUACAGUGGUUCUACUUGAGAACUUCUCGACAGCUGCGGUUGCUCGACCUCGAGGCCAAGAGUCCCCUGUACACUCAUUUCCUCGAUACACUAAAAGGCAUCACAACCUUGCGAGCUUUUGGAUUCAUCCCCAAUGAAAUUUCGAAAAACUCGCACCUGAUCGAUUCUAGCCAAAGACCAGCCUACCUGUUGCUCAUGAUCCAGUCGUGGCUGAAUCUCGUCCUGGACCUCGUAGUCAUGGUCAUGGCGGCCGUGCUGACGACGCUCGCGGUCCGCCUGCACUCCAACGCCGGGUUUGCUGGCGCCUCUCUCGUCACCCUCAUGAGUUUCGGCGACAACCUGUCGGGUAUUGUCACGUACUGGACCAAGCUCGAGACGUCCAUUGGAGCCAUUGCCCGGCUCAAGACGUUUAACGAGACGGUCGCGCCAGAGGACCAGGAACAGGAGACCAUUGUGCCGCCUGAGCAGUGGCCCCAGAAUGGUGCGAUAGAGCUCAAGGGUGUCUCGGCGAGUUAUGACGACAAUGAUACAAAUGGCGCACCACCCAAUCUGGCACUGCGCGACAUCCACUUGUCUAUCAAGCAAGGCGAAAAAGUCGCCAUCUGUGGACGCACCGGCAGCGGCAAAUCCAGCCUGGUGGCGCUCCUCCUCAAGCUCCUGGACUCGGUGCCCGAGACGGCCGACGAGGCCAUCAUCAUUGACCAGACGCCUCUGCGCCGCGUGGACCGCGGCGCCCUGCGCCAGCGCCUCAUUGCCGUACCCCAGGAGGCCGUGUUCCUGCCCGACGGGUCCACCUUUCGGCGCAACCUCGACCCCUCGGACAGCGCCGCCUCGUCAUCGGCAGAGGCGUGCCGAGAUGUCCUGGUCGCCGUCGGCAUGUGGGAUUUUGUCCGGGAUCGCGGCGGUCUCGAUGCGGGUAUGAGUCCCGGGACCCUCAGCGCCGGGCAGCGGCAGCUCCUCUCGCUUGGUCGGGCUUUGCUGCGGCGUCGCGUGCGAGCGGCGCAGGGACUGGGUCUAGGCUUGGGUAGCAGCGGCGGGGGAUCCGAGGGUGGAGUGCUCUUGCUCGACGAGGUGAGCUCGAGUGUCGAUCACCACACGGAAAAGGUGAUGCAAGAUAUCAUCCGGACCGAGUUCCAGGCUUAUACGGUGGUUGCGGUCAGCCACCGGCUAGACAUGAUAAUGGAUUUUGAUCGAGUUGUUGUCAUGGAUACCGGAGAAAUUGUAGAGGUUGGAAAUCCAAUGGUACUUGCGGGAGAGGAGGGGACGAGAUUUGGUGACCUGGUUCGGGCUGGUGGCUUGUAG
Pestalotiopsis fici W106-1 is the source of this 4461-nucleotide messenger RNA. RefSeq lists its product as uncharacterized. NCBI's taxonomy places the organism in Eukaryota, Fungi, Ascomycota, Sordariomycetes, Amphisphaeriales, Sporocadaceae. Gene Ontology annotation, cellular component: membrane. Gene Ontology annotation, biological process: transmembrane transport. Gene Ontology annotation, molecular function: ATP hydrolysis activity; ATP binding; ABC-type transporter activity. The transcript has 7 exons. The record is from RefSeq and is a predicted model, not a curated record. Bases 1 to 4461 code for a protein of 1486 amino acids.